CGGCCGUCGGGCGUCCAGGGAAGCCAAUGGCCGACUGAAGGUCCGUGGCCAAUCGGGCGGAUCCGGAAGCGGCCUGGCGAUCAGGAUGGCGGCGAGCGGCGGCCCGGCGCCCGGCGGGGCCGGCCUGGUGCAACUCAACGUGGGCGGCCGCAGGUUCUGCACCUCCCGCCAGACGCUCGCCUGGGUGCCGGACUCCUUCUUCUCCAGCCUGCUCAGCGGCCGCAUCUCCUCGCUACGGGACGAGACCGGCGCCAUCUUCAUCGACCGGGACCCCGGCCUCUUCGCCCCCAUCCUCAACUUCCUCCGUUGCAAAGAGCUGGAUUUCAGGGGGAGCGACCUCUCGCUGCUGCUGCACGAAGCCCAGUUCUACGGAAUCACGCCUCUCAUUCGCCGCCUGCAGUUGCACAAGGAACUGGAGCGGUCCUCUUGCGGGAGCGUCCUGUUCGAGGGUUACCUGCCCCCUCCUUCUGUGUUUCCUGCCAAGCGGUGGAACCGUCACAGCAUCACGGGGGGACAGUUGGCUGCCCGGCCAGGCAACCCCCUGGUGCGCCGGAGCAACACCAUGCCUCCCAACCUUGGCAUCGGAGGGCUUCUGGGGAGAAUGGAGGAGAGGAGCAUGGCAGCCGGAGCCACAAAUGAUCCAGGUAUGGUUCGUCUUAUCUGUGGCCAUCAUAACUGGGUCGCUCUGGCUUACGUUCACUUCCUUAUCUGCUACAAGAUGAAGGAGACCUCUGGCUGGCAGCUGGCUUUCUGUAGCCCCCGGCUGGACUGGGUAAUCGAGCACGUGGCAUUAAAUGCCCGGGUGCUUGGUGGGUCCCUGGGUGAUAGUGACAAAAUGGUGGCUGCUGCCUCCUGCAGCGAAAUCCUUCUAUGGGCCCUUCAGCCUGACGGGAACGGCAGUGAGAUUGGAGUGUUCUGUUUAGGGGUCCCCCUAGAAGGUCUCUUCUUUGUUGGCAGCCAGCUUAUUGCCACCAGCCACACGGGCAAGAUUGGCGUCUGGAACGCAGUCACCAAACAUUGGCAGAUCUCAGAGGCUGUGAGCUCUGGCUCUCUGAUCUUCCUGUCCUCACCAGUUGCUCCACCUCCCCAGACUCAAGAUGUGGUUCCCAUCAACAGCCAUGAUGCUGCGGGCUCCUUCUUGCUCCUGGGCUGCCACAAUGGCUCCAUCCAUUAUGUUGAUGUUCAGAAGUUCCCUCUGCGCAUGAAGGACAAUGACCUCCUGGUGACCGAGCUGUACCGUGACCCUGCAGAGGAUGCGGUCACUGCCCUCAGUGUCCACCUCACACCCAAGAGCAGCCACAAUGGAAAUUGGAUUGAAAUUGCCUAUGGCACCAGUUCAGGGAUGGUACGAGUGAUUGUCCAGCACCCAGAGACAGUGGGCUCGGGACCCCAGCUCUUCCAGACCUUUGCUGUUCAUCGUAGCCCUGUCACCAAGGUGAUGCUGUCAGAGAAGCACCUUAUCUCAGUCUGUGCUGAUAGCCACGUACGGACAUGGACGGUGACUCGAUUCCGUGGGAUGAUUUCUACGCAGCCAGGCUCCACCCCGUUGGCUUCCUUCAAGAUUCUGGCCCUGGACUCGGUGGACGGGCAGGGGGGCUGCAGUGCGGGCACAGACAUUGGGCCUUUUGGCGAGCGCGAUGACCAACAAGUGUUCCUCCAGAAGGUGGUUCCAGAUGCCAGCAAGCUAUACGUGCGCCUCUCCUCUACUGGGAAGAGGAUAUGCCAGGUGUGCUCAGUUGACGGCUCAUCCAUCACAGCCUUCCUGGUCCAGGAGUGCGAGGGCUCCAGCCGCAUUGGUUCCCGUCCGCGCCGCUACCUCUUUACCGGCCACAGCAAUGGCAGCCUCCAGAUGUGGGACCUCACCACAGCGAUGGAGAUGGGGGAUCAACCCCCAGAUUGUGGUGGCCUCGCAGAAGAAGAGCUGCUGUCUGAGUUGGGGCAGUGUGACCUGGCCCUUACCCACACCCUGGAAACGAGUCCUACGGGGUCUUUCACUCUCUCCAGUACUUCUGGCAUCAGCCGCCCCCAAAACCGAGACGUCGAUGGGACCUGUGAGAAGCCAUUGAAAGCCUCUCCAGCCAGGUUGGACUUCCAGCAAGGAGACUGCCACCGACAACAACUGGGCAGGAACUUCUUGGACCAAUCCGCCAAGGGCCAGUGGAUCAGCCACUCUCGGGGAGGGCUCUCUGCUAGCCUUCUGAGCCAAAGAUCGCCCAGUCCCCAUCCUGCUCCCCUGGAGCCCACCCUCCCCCUAGCCCCAUCCAAAGUGCCACUCAGUGAAACUUCUUUCUGACCUCUGGCUGUUCUUGGGGAGCAAGAGAGCCAGCGGGAACCCCUGCUGCUGCUGCAUCCCACCUCUUGCAACUCCCAUGGCCUGGAGCUCAAUGGAGUGGAGCCUGCCGCAGAGCUGCCCACCCCACUUCCUUCAGGGCUCCUCACCUGGGAACUCUGUCCCAAGCCCUUUCCAAGGCUCUCGGGGCCUUAGUCCUCUGGCAGGGUCCUUUUUUUCUUCUCUCUGGUGUGCAAGAGCAGACUGGAUUAGGUGGUAACACGUGGCCUCUGCGAGGCUGCCCCCUCCCUCCUGUUUGUGAAAAGCCAAAGAUACUUAUGAGCAAUAAACACCACCCCUCUUCAACUGCC
Pantherophis guttatus is the source of this 2640-nucleotide messenger RNA. It is a transcript of the gene SHKBP1, whose product is annotated as SH3KBP1 binding protein 1. The record is from RefSeq and is a predicted model, not a curated record. Gene Ontology annotation, molecular function: protein binding. Lineage: Eukaryota; Metazoa; Chordata; Lepidosauria; Squamata; Colubridae. Gene Ontology annotation, biological process: protein homooligomerization; positive regulation of epidermal growth factor receptor signaling pathway.